Molecule: messenger RNA, 1066 nt
Organism: Homarus americanus (American lobster)
Lineage: Eukaryota; Metazoa; Arthropoda; Malacostraca; Decapoda; Nephropidae
Product: UPF0488 protein C8orf33 homolog
Exons: 4
Coding region: 442-1032 (196 amino acids)
Source: RefSeq, a predicted model, not a curated record
AUAUAAUAUUAAUUCUUAUUGUUAAUUAUUCCUACGAGGUUAAAAAUAGCUAAUUAACAACCAAAUAAGGCAGAAAAUAAUUGGCACAUCUCAAGAAUGUAGAUAAACUAUAAAUAAUAUUCAAAAUGUGGUUUAGCAUAAAUUAGUAUAAACCCCAAAAUUAACUCAUUUAAUUAAUUUGGAAAGUUAAGGAAAGCUAAUUUUCUACCAAGGAAUUAGACCAAAGACUCAAUUAGACAAACUCGACCACUUAUACCACCUUACGGACAAAUACAUUAACAUAUAUUAUAGAUAUAGUAACAAUGUCCGACACGGAAAUAGAAAAAAGUUACAUAUAAAUAUUAUAGAUAUAGAUGCCAAUAAUUAAGGAGAGAAACAAAAGACAGAAACAAACAAAAACAAUUAACAUCAGCUGGCAAGAGGAAGACUUGGUGCCUCAACAUGCCUCCCAAACGACAGGCUAGGAAAGGGCCACCACCAAAGCCAAUAGUUAAAGACAACAGUGAAGUAGAUCAAAAUGAGGAAGAUGUGUUUGACAAGUUCAGCCUUGAGUUAAGAUGGUGUGUAGAGCAGAUAGAACUGGCCUUAGAGAAGAAGAAGGGGUCGGCAAAACAAGAUGAAAAUAUGCAAAAGUCUCGUAAGACAUUGACCAGCAGUAAGACACCAGUCAUUAAGAAGAGGCAGGUAAUGAAUGCCUUAUUUGGGGAUUACCGGAAGAAGAUGGCCGAAGAGGAGAAGAAAUUUAAGAUUGAACAACCAAAAAUGAAAACCAAGUGUGUCAUUCCAAAUAACUCAAUAUAUAUUAAGAAAUCAAGUGAACAAAAUUGUCACCUCAAUCAGGAGGAAAACAUGACACAGAGUCCCCCAGAAGUACCUGCUGUUGGGGAUGUUCCUCACGGUCAGUCUGACUUAGAAACAAGAAGUUGUGAUAGUACAGCUGGUGAACAUCCUGCGGACAAUAUCAAACUGGAUAAUUUUAAGUUUAAACCAACUGAAAAUUCUUUUAGAUUUAAUUUUUCUGUUUCAUCAUAAAUCAUAGUUUCAUUAAAUAAAAUAUUUUUUAAGA